Molecule: messenger RNA, 956 nt
Organism: Drosophila kikkawai
Lineage: Eukaryota; Metazoa; Arthropoda; Insecta; Diptera; Drosophilidae
Product: SRR1-like protein
Biological process (GO): microtubule-based process
Cellular component (GO): cytoplasm; nucleus
Source: RefSeq, a predicted model, not a curated record
GAUUUCAUUCAACCACACACCAAACGGUCACAUUGUGCGAGGUGAAAAGAAGAAGCAGGAUCACAAGUGUUUAUUUACAUUUUGCCAUGUCGAAUUCUGGCGGAGAUUUCCAAGUGGUGACUCGCAAAAAAUGGAUGGCAAGGAAAUGUCUUAGGCGGCGGGACCGUCACAAAUCCGAGAGUGACUAUCUGAACGAUUGUCCGGACGUAAAUGUUGAAAAAUUCCAACCGCGCCUGGAGCGCUUGUGCACGGAGAUGUGUCAAAGCGACUACUUCCUGGUUGCAAUGGAAGCGCUGCAGCAGCAGGUAGAAGCGCUGAAAAGGCCGCUGAAGAGAAUUGUGUGUCUGGGUCUGGGACCCUUUUCCCGCACUCACCAGGCGCUCCAUCAGGCGGCCUUUGUGGUCAGUCUGCAGCGGCACUACAAGAUCCUCGAAGCCCUUUACUUCGAUCCCGUCUUUAGAGACACCGAGAAGGAGCUGAUUCGCUUGUUUGACGGCUGCGUGAUGAGCGAAGACUGCGCGGGAAGAGAUGAGGCGACGGUGCCCACGCUCUACUAUCUGCCACACUGCCCCUACGCGCUGAUGCACAACAUCUUGUGGUCCAACUGGCAGCGGGACCAGUUGCCAAACGUUCUCCUCAUCUCGAACAGCUUCGAGAUGCUGACGAUGGCGCGGAGGAAUCAGGAGGACCACAUUACGCGAAUUGUCGAAUAUUGCACAGAAACGCCGCUGGAAGACGAUUACGAGCACCAUAAUGUGUUCAAUGACUUGUCGUUGCAUACUUUCCCGCGCGACUCUCUGCCAGCCAGCGACGACGAAUCCUUCUGGACAAGAUCUGCUGCUCCCUUGAAGGUGAACGAGGAUGAGCUAAUCACGGAAGCCGACACAAACUUUGCAGCCUUGAAGUUGUAAUCAAAACAAUUAAAUUUUUUAAUUAUUUUUUAUUUAAAACAAUAG